Messenger RNA from Catharus ustulatus (Swainson's thrush), 2180 nucleotides. RefSeq lists its product as uncharacterized. Bases 25 to 717 code for a protein of 230 amino acids. The transcript has 5 exons. NCBI's taxonomy places the organism in Eukaryota, Metazoa, Chordata, Aves, Passeriformes, Turdidae. The record is from RefSeq and is a predicted model, not a curated record.
ACUCCCGCCCCGCUCCACACGGGAAUGCUUCUCUCGGGAUGCGGCGGGACCCUCGCUUGGAUCGCUGCGCGAACCCAGCCCGGGGGCUGCUCCCAGUGCUGCGUGGAGCCCGAGGUGCUCAGGCCGGCAGGGUGCGGAUCGCAGGACCAGAACGGGAUUGAGGUGCCGGGAUCGGGACCGAGAUCGCCGCGGACGGCAGGAGCCGCCCCGGGCCGAGCGCUGGACCCGGCGCUGCUGCUCCUGCUCCGGCCGCAGGGGGCGUGGAACUCCGGGCACGAUCCCUCUUCUGUCGCAGGGAGCCGGGGCUCUGCCGGUAACCGUGCCCGGGAGAACGGCGGUGGAAUCUCCUCGUGCGGAUGUUGGAACUGGCUGUGGCCCAGGGAACGCCAUGCUUACCCUGGGAGCCCCAAAUCCCCCCCGCUCCUGGUGCUCCCAUCCCGCAGGUACCGCCCGCAGCCCUCAGCGGAGAGCAGCGCCGGGCUCCCGUUCCCCGUGUCCCCAGACCCGCGGGGCUCCCGCCUGUCACACCCCUGUGGAAGAAACAGGCUGGAGCACCGUGGGGGCGAGGAGCUGCUCGGCCAGGGCCGGUUCCACUCAGGCUGCCUUUCUAACACCUGCCAGAUCACAGGAUAUAUUGGGGAUUUGCUGGGAUUGAGAGGGAUGCCAAAAUCUGACUCUGGUGUAAAUAGGACAUUUCCUCCAGGUGAGUAUUGCUAGGUCAAAAUGAUGGCAACUGCUGAAGCUGGGGCUGCUUUUGUGGCCCAGAGCUGCACAGGUGUCUCCUGCUUGCUGCCAGCCACGUUCCUUGGUGUUUCUGUGUGUCCCACCUGGCAGGGAAUGUGGGCUAGGAGGAGGCCAGGAGCCCCUGAAAGGCAACUAGCAUCUCUCAUCCUUGGGCUCUGCAGGGGAGGGGCUGUGCCUGCAGUGUCCUGCCUGUGCCAAGCACAUCCCAGGGACGGGCGCUGGGGUGCCCGGCCAGCACUGGCACAGCCACAGCUCAAGGCUACCCGUGGCUCCUGGGCCAGGGGCUGCUCUGAGCUGGCACACAGAAAUGCUUCAGCCUGGAUAGAGGCCACCAAGAGCCCAGAAGCACUCCAAGGAACAGCUGGAAUUUCCUGGUGAUGGCAGUACGGGCCGCUUGCAGAGGGGCUCAGGCAGCAGUUCCUGGUUCUGACCUCCCAGAGCUCCCACGCAGCUGCCAGGUAUGUCCCAGUCACCCUGAAUCCCUUCCCUUCCAGCCUGAGACCAUCACCCAGCAGCAGCAUUAAAGCCAAGGUAAUUUUCCCUCACAGAUAUUAAAUCCCAACCAACAGCCUGCAGAGAUGCUUAAAAUCAAAGGUUUGGGGUGGGAUGAAGUUUUGUUUGAGUAAAGGUGGGAGUUUUCCAGGGAGCCAGCUGGAAGUGCAGAAGGGAUGGAAAGCUUUUACAGAUGCUGGACUUGCCUCUGUGGAUGUUGUGCUGAGCUCUCGCUGCUGGGGACUGUCAGGCCUGAACGGCUCACCUCUCUCUCCAGCACAAAUCCCACUUGGCACAGACACAGAGGGAGCAGACCUAAGGCCAUGGUUUGGGCAGCAGCUGCAAUUCCAAGCUCCCUGGAAUUCCUGGAUUGCUCAUCCAAGCACUCGUGGCAAUCUCAGCUCAGCCCAGACUCUCUGUCCUCAGAGGGAAACUCAGCCUGAUGGGACAUGGCUGUGGCACCCUAUUUUCUCUUGUGCCUGCUGACCUGCAAAGCCAGAGGUAAACGCAGUCCCUCAGACCUUGCACCCCUGAACACCAGGAGAGCUGGAGUUUCACCCAGAUUCCCUAGGCAGUUAAUCCCAGCAGCAAGAAAAAGAGGAACCCUGUAUCCCUCUGACUUACCCCACAGCAUGGGUAGGACCAGGAGCCCUCCAGGGAAGAGCCCUGGUGCUGAAGCCUCUUGGCUUUGGGUGCUCAAACACCACAGCUUUUGGCAAAGACAGGAGGAGUGUGAUGCUUUUUCUUGUCCUGAAAGAGAGGAGAAAAAGAAAAUUAGAUCCACUGCAGAAGUCAAAGGAUCCCAGCUUUCACAUUUCUGCUCUGAUUGCUCAUUAUGGGGUUUUAUCCAUGACAGGUGACACCAAUUCAAAUAUAAAAGUGCCUUUUUCCACCAUUUUUAUACCUAACUAUUUCAGACAUUAAAAAGAUGCUCAUUUUUCUUA